Molecule: messenger RNA, 693 nt
Organism: Suillus clintonianus
Lineage: Eukaryota; Fungi; Basidiomycota; Agaricomycetes; Boletales; Suillaceae
Exons: 2
Coding region: 1-693 (230 amino acids)
Source: RefSeq, a predicted model, not a curated record
AUGACCCAGAUUUCAACAUCAGCAUUCUGGAAGCUCUCCCCAAAGCCCCCCCCCCCCCUUCAAUCCAACCCAUAUCCUGAAGUCUUUAUCCCUCCAGCUCCUCACACUGAUGACAUAUCAUCUACACAAUAUCCUGAAGUCUUUAUCCCUCCGGCUCCUCGCGCUGAUGAUACAUCAUCUAACCAAUAUUCCCAAGUCAUUAUCCCUCCGGCUCCUCACGCCCAUGAUGCAUCAUCUACUCGAUAUCCUGAAGUUGUUAUCCCUCCGGCUCCUCCCGCUGAUGAUGCAUCAUCUGCCCAAUAUUCGCAAGUCGUUAUCCCUCUGGCUCCUGAUACAUCAUCUGCCCAAUAUUCGCAAGUCAUUAUCCCUCCGGCUCCUCCCGCUGAUGAUGCAUCAUCUGCCCAAUAUUCUCAAGUCGUAAUCCCUCCGGCUCCUCGUGCCGAUGUUGAAAAUAUGGGAACACCCAAUGAAUCUGAUGGUGCUGGCGCUGCACCAACUUCAUCAGUCCAAGCUGGAGCUGAGCGUCGUCGUGGAAGGCGCACACAACAACGUUCACAACUGACCGUGCCCACUUCCUCGGCAGAUGAAAUCCAACCACUCCCAGAUGGGCAUCGCCAAGUGCGCAAACCCUUCAAUGCAAGAGAACAUGACAACGAUAUUGGCGGGCCAAUGAAGCGCGCUCGGCAUACAUAA